This is a messenger RNA of Patiria miniata (bat star), 852 nucleotides long. Its product is annotated as golgin subfamily A member 6-like protein 7. The record is from RefSeq and is a predicted model, not a curated record. Bases 1 to 852 code for a protein of 283 amino acids. The transcript has 3 exons. Lineage: Eukaryota; Metazoa; Echinodermata; Asteroidea; Valvatida; Asterinidae.
AUGACAGAUAAGAAGCCCGCAGGCGAAGAGGAUGGUAGAGAGAAGCUGAUCAGUAAGCCUACCGAUAAGAAGAAGAAGUCACAAUGGAAUGAAGGUAUGGAGGUUUGUUUACUCCGUGAACUCGUGGUGCAAAACCCCUUCAGGCACAGACAUGGGACGCAGGAGAGAGGAAAGGUAUGGGAGCAGGUUGCCACAGCUCUCCAACCUCUUACUGAAGCAUUCAAGACGGCCAUAACCCUCAACCAAAGAACUGUCCGAGAUAAGUACAAGGGGCUGAAAGCAAAACUGAAACACGCAAACAACAAAGACAGGGCUGCAUCUGGUAUCAGCACAGAGGAGACAGAUACACAGAGAGAAAUCAGAGAUCUACUCGAGCAGCUGGAUGAGAUGGAGUGUGACGCAGAGCUUAUCCCAUCUCAGAAAAAGGAUGAAGAAGAAAAGAAGAGAUUGGAUGGAGUGGAGAUGCAAAAGCUGAUGUUGGAAAGAUUUUCUGAGACCAAAAAGAGACAGAGUGGUGAAAGUACAUGUACCACACCGAGGAAGAGGAGAAACAAUGGCACAGAGACUUUCAGUAUUCUAGAGAGAAAAAUUGAGUUAGAUCAAGAAUUUAGAAAAGAGGAGAUGAUGAGAAGGAAAGAGGAAGAGGAAAGAAGAAAGCAAGAAGAAAAAGAAAGGAAUCUGAGGUUUGAGUUUCUGCAACAGCAGCAAAAUCAACAUCAACAGCAAAUGCAACAACAGCAGCAACAAAUGCAGCAUCUAGUCCUUCAACAGCAGCAGUUUAUGCAACAACAAGCACAGCAGACACAGACCAUUAUGAUGGCAUUGCUCAAAUCUCUUGAAAAGAAAGACUGA